Molecule: messenger RNA, 1280 nt
Organism: Gavialis gangeticus (Gharial)
Lineage: Eukaryota; Metazoa; Chordata; Crocodylia; Gavialidae
Gene: ISG20L2
Product: interferon stimulated exonuclease gene 20 like 2
Exons: 4
Coding region: 233-1243 (336 amino acids)
Cellular component (GO): nucleus
Molecular function (GO): 3'-5'-RNA exonuclease activity; nucleic acid binding
Source: RefSeq, a predicted model, not a curated record
CCCCCUCAGGUGACAGCAGCAGGCGUUCCCUGCCCCCACUUCCCUUCCCCAUUUGGGCUUCGGUCUGUGGCUUCCCUGAGAAAGGGAAAUGUCGGCAUCCACUUCCUCUUUCCCAGGUGAGGCCGAGAGCGUCCAUUGCAUGUUGUGCGGGGGCCAGGGGAUGUGAUAUGUUGAAGACACGUGACCGCUUCCAGCCCCUCUGCCCACCUGCUGCUUCCUGCUAGCACCCGCCAUGUCGGGCUUCAUCAUCAACGUGGACUUCAGCCUCCAUGAGGCCUCCAAGAAGCGGUCAGACGGCAACCAGAAGCACCAGCGCUUUGUGAGGCGGCGCCGGUUCCUGGAGCGAAAAGGCUUCCUCAAGAAGAAGCAGCUGCCCGCACCACAGCAGCAGCCACACCCUGCACCCAAAGGGCACGUCUCCCACCAGGGGCAACCCAGGAAGAAGCGGCCAGCGGAGGCGGGGACAGACCACGACUCCUUCCAUACCAAUGGCUUUUCCCAUGCACCCAGGACACUCCCCAAAGGGAAGGAUGCGUGUCGUGUUGUCCAGGUUGGCGGGGCCAUGGACUCCAGCUCCCAGCUGACCUGCUUCCCCUCCAAAGUGAAGAAGGUGGCAGGAUCAAUAAAGUCCCUGGCCGACAUGCACAGAGAAGCCCUGCUGAGCGAGUAUGACAGUGGUCUGCCCGCAGCCCCUGUCUCAAGCAAAUCCAGUAAGCUGGUGGCCAUUGACUGUGAGAUGGUGGGUACGGGCCCUGGCGGGCGGACCAGUGACCUGGCCCGGUGCAGCAUCGUCAACUACCAUGGCGAUGUGGUGUAUGACAAGUACAUCAGGCCCAUCGAGCCCAUCACUAACUACCGCACCCGGUGGAGCGGCAUCCGGAAGCACCAUAUGAAGAAUGCCAUCCCCUUCAAAACGGCCCAGAAGGAGAUCCUGAAGCUGCUCGCAGGGAAGGUGGUGGUGGGACAUGCCAUCCACAAUGACUUCAAAGCCCUCAAGUACUUCCACCCCAAGGUGGCAACACGGGACACAGCUCAGAUCCCACUCCUGAACCGCCGUGCUGGCUUUCCUGAGCACGAGACUGCCUCACUGAAGCGCCUCACCAAGCAGCUGCUGCACCGCGACAUCCAGGUUGGCAGGGAUGGGCAUUCUUCAGUGGAAGAUGCCAGGGCCACCAUGGAGCUGUACAAGGUGAUUGAGACCGAGUGGGAGAAGCACCUGGCGUUGAGCAGGCAGCAGGAGUGACUCAUAUGGAGCCAGCCUCAGAGAGGGAGUAGCAGGG